Molecule: messenger RNA, 792 nt
Organism: Botrytis deweyae
Lineage: Eukaryota; Fungi; Ascomycota; Leotiomycetes; Helotiales; Sclerotiniaceae
Exons: 2
Coding region: 1-792 (263 amino acids)
Biological process (GO): ubiquinone biosynthetic process
Cellular component (GO): mitochondrial inner membrane
Molecular function (GO): lipid binding
Source: RefSeq, a predicted model, not a curated record
AUGUCGUCCUCAACAACUAGACUACUACCCCGCCACCUACGGCCUCUCAUCAAACAAUACAAUCUCGCAAUUCCAAAUUCUCUCUCCGCCAAAUCCUAUCAUUCAUACGACCGCCCCUCUCCCUUAGAUUCUCCUUUUCCACCUACCGAAACAAGCAUUCUCCGCGCCUCCGUUCCGCACAUCCCUACUCACGGCUUCACUCUUAAUACCCUUUCACUCGGCGCCCAAGAUGUCGGUUAUGUAGCUGCCGCCACAAAUCUUUUUCCAAAAGGGGCGUUUAGUCUAGCACAUUACCAUUUGUACACCCAAAGAAUAGCUUUGAAGAAUCACACAGAACUCAUUGUUCCACCUCUAGAAAAUGAAGGGAGGGAAGCACCCAAGGGAGUGGGAAGGAGAGUAAAGGCAUUGACGUGGGAGAGAUUAAUGGGAAACAAGGAUGUAAUUCACAAAUGGCAGGAGGCUCAAAGUCUCCUCACUCUACCAACCAAUCUCCCCACCUCUCUCCGCGAACUACAUUCCCUAUCCGACGAGAUCUGGUUUCUGUCCGGCGACAUCUCAGUCGACAGUUCCUGGUAUACCAAGCGAGCCAGUCUUUCCACUAUUUACGCUGCUACCGAAUUAUACAUGACGACAGAUAAAUCCGAGGGCUUUAAAGAUACCCGCGAGUUCCUGGAGAGGAGAUUUAGGGAUUCACAGGUGCUUGGAGGAAUUGUUGGGGGACUUGGUCAAUGGGUGGGUUUCACGGCGAUGGCGGGUGUUAAUGUUUUGAGGAGUAAGGGGGUGAGGAUUUAG